Messenger RNA from Echinostoma caproni, 270 nucleotides. The record is from the annotation of a GenBank genome assembly. Lineage: Eukaryota; Metazoa; Platyhelminthes; Trematoda; Plagiorchiida; Echinostomatidae.
AUGGCGUAUCCGUCAGACAAAAACACCACGUGUGUGGUCGAUGUAGAGGCGAGAGUCACAGUAAACGAUCACGGUGACAAAGAAGUUGAGCGCGUCCCGUUUACGACGGAGAAAACAACUAUUUACAUCGGAAUUGUGCACGAUAUUCGCGUUCGAAGUGGAAGCUGGUUCAGUUCCGUUAACGAUAUCGUCGGUGAUAAUGGAUUCCCUCCAGAUGAAAUGAUUUCUUUCGCUUCUACUUCUUCUUCUUCCAAAUACGAUGUGCAUUGA